AAUCAAAAACACUUUACACAAAUAAUAUGGAGUAAUUGCAAUUAAAUGAAACCUUUUUAAAAAUAAGUAACCAAACCAUUUUAUCUUAUCAAUAAUCCUCCUAUAAGGAUUUUAUGAAUAUUGUUCCCGCCCAUUUAAUAAGUUACAGUAGCCGCUGCAUAUGGACCGCACAUUCUUAGAGAGAGAGAGAGCACCGCCGGGAUUCUGAUUUUUGGGCCCCAGAUUGGAACAAUGUUGGAGACACAAUGGAGACCUAGAAAUUUCAGAUCCGUGCUUUCAUUUUCCUGAUGGUCUGAGUCUUCCUUCCUCCUCCGCACCCUCUCUGCUCACUCUCGCUGGAAACCAUCUUUGGGACUAGGGUUUCGAAAGUAACCACGUCUGAAACCAUUAGAUUUUGCUAGGACAAAAGCGGUGGCGGGCCAGGCUAGGCUGUGCAAGUUAAAUUUUUGAUUGAUGACCUUUCUGAAGCUGGAAAACUUGACGGUGUAAAAUAUACUUUACAUCGAAGGUUGGUUGGUGCAUCUAUGGUUUUGGCACAGAAGAUGAAAAGUAGGAAGAUGGUGUGGAUACAGUAAGUUUGACGCCUAAACCACAACUCUUACAUUCUCCGCUUUCAUUCACCCAUUCAAUUUAUAUAUAAGUUUCGAUUAUAUCCCUUCAAUUAUAUAUAAAUUGAGAAUGGUGAUGUCACAUUUGGGUACUCUAAGAAACAACCGAAAUAAUACUUGUAUAUUGGUUUUAGACGUGAUUCUGUAGUCCCACGAGCUAGUUCAACCUUUAUCUUCUCUGAAGCCUUUGUUACUUUAGUUACAAUUUUCAUUUGCUCUGCUUCUUCAGCUUCCUCUUGAGCACGCAUUGUUUCGACCAUUUCUAAGACCCGUUGAAAACAGGACUCUUGCACACCAUAAUUCUCGUAUUUUGGAGGAAGCGACUCUAUGAUCUGAAUCCUUAGUUUUUUACUAAACCAUCGUUUAUGCAAUCGUACUCUAAGGCUAGAUUUGCUUCUUUGCGUCCAGAACAUUCAAUAUAUGCGUACUCUUUGGGCUCAGGCAUAGUAACAUCAACAAUUUUACCAAAAACUUUAAGUUGUUGAAUUAAGUCCUCUUCCAUUCUGGGUCGGUGCAGGAAACUAACUUUUACGAGCUUGCCUAGAGACCCUGAAACAUUGCAGUAAAAGAGUUGAUAAAAACGAUUAAAACUAAUACGUGUUUUGAUGAUAGGAACACUUAUAUGAUUCAUCAAAGGACAUCUUGUUGGGUAGCAUUAUAAUCCCAAUCCUUCUUGAGUCUAUUUAUUUAAAACAUGACUCAAGCAAAUAUAAUUUGUUAACAAACUCCCCAACCUUUCCCAAAACGAACUACACAAUCUUAAGUUCAAUGAAUAUCAAUAUUAAUCAUUGAACUGAGAUUUGCUGCUUACUUAAAUCAUACCCAAAUUAUGAAUUCAUUCCUCUAUAAAUCUAAGUUGUUUCAGCUUAAUUAUGUCUUUAUAGUUUAUACCUCAGUUAGAUAAUUAGAAACAACCUAGAAAUUGAAUGCAUUAUACACAAAAUACAGAAUUACCCAGUAGAAAAUCUCAAUGUAUAACAAUAAUUCUAAUUCCAAUAGAAAACAAGAGAACUAAGUUGAACCUGCUUCUGGACUAGCUGUGCCUCCUCUACUUGUUGUUCCGCUGCUUCCCGCUCCUCCUCGACUUGUUUCUUUGUUGCUUCUUGUUCCUCUCCCACUUGUUCCUAUUGAUAAUAAUAAACACUUGAUAUAUCACAUUAAAUAUACUUAAUGAUUGUCAUGAUAUUUGUAUAUUUCAACGACCAAAAUUAAAACUAAAUUAUAUCAUGAUAAAGCAAUUAGGUUAUACCAGAGCUGAUAUACACUUGGAAGGAACUGCUCUUAAUCUGAUUGCCAUUACACUUAACAAAAACAAGCUAAAGUCUCGCCUUCUCUACAGUGUAAGUGCACUCAUAAGUCCCAUCACCCUUAUCCUCAACAUUAAGUGGCGUCUGCGUAGCAUAAAGAUACACAGAACCUUCAACUCGAGCACCACCCUCCCGAACAUCCCUUUCAUUUACAUCUUUCGUGAAUAAGACAAAUUUUUGGGUAACAGCUGUUGUCCCAUCAUCUAAGCCAUUCGAUUCAACCGUGCACUUGGUAAGAUCUAUUGAAAAGUGUAAUAAAGAUCAAUAACCUUUAUCUAGCUAGCUCUCAAAGUUUUACUUAGAGGGCUAGCUGGAUAAAGGUUGUUGAUUUUUAUUACACCUUUCAACUAACUGAAUGAUCCCAAUAGAUCUUACCAAGUGCACGGUUGGAUUGAAUGGCUUAGAUGAUGGGACCACAGGUGUUACUCAAAACUUUGUCUUGUUAACGAAAGACGUAAGUGAUAGGGAUGUUCAGGAGGGUGGUGCUUGAGUUGAAGGUUCUAUGCAUCUUCAUGCUACACAGACACCACUUAAUACACUACUUAAUGUUGAGGAUAAGGAUGAUGGGACUUAUAAGUGCACUUUAGAGAAGGCGAGGCUUUAUCUUGUUUUUGUUAAGUGUAAAGGCAAGCAGAUUAAGUGUAUAUCAGCUCUGGUAUAAUCUAAUUGCUUUAUCAUGAUAUAUAUUAGUUUUAGUUUUGAUCAUUGAAAUAUACAAAAAGCAUGAUAAUCCUUGGGUAUAUUUGGUGUGAUAUAUCUAGUAUUUAUUAUAAUCAGACAAUAAGCAGCAGAGAAACAAGUCGAGGAGGAGCGGGAAGCAGCGGAGAAACAAGUAGAGGAGGACUGCAGGAGCAGGUUCAACUUAGCCCUCUUGUUUUCUAUUGGAGUUAUUGUUGAACGUUGAGAUUUUCUAUUCGGUAAUUCCGUAUGUUGUGAAUAAUGCAUUCAAUUUUUGGGUUGUUUCUAAUAAUCUGACUGAGGUAUAAACUAUAAAGACAUAAUUAAGCUGAAACAACUUAGUUUUAUAGAAUGAAUUCAUAAUUUAGGUAUGAUUUGAGUAAGCAGCAAAUCUCAGUUCAAUGAUUAAUAUUGAUAUUCAUUGAACUUAUGACUGUGUAGUUCGUUUGGGAAAGGUUGGGGAGUUUGUUAACAAAUUGUCUUUGCUUGAGUCAUGUUUCAAAUAAAUAGACUCAAGAAGGAUUGGGAUUAGGAUGCUACCUAACAAGAUGUCCUUGAUGAAUCAUAUAAGUGCUCCUAUCAUCAAAACACGUAUUAGUUUUAAUCGUAUUUAUCAACUCUUUUACUGCAAUGUUUCAGGGUCUCUAGGCAAGCUCGUAAAAGUUAGUUUCCCGCACCGGCCAGAACGGAAGAGGAGUUAAUUCAACAAUUUAAAGUCUUUGAUAAAAUCAUUGAUGUUACUAUGUCCGAGCCCAUAGAGUACGCGUAUAUUGAAUGUUCUGGACGCAAAGAAGCAAAUCUUGCCUUAGAGUACGAUUGCAUAGAUGAUGAUUUCGGUAAAAAACUAAAAGUUCGGAUCGUAGAAUCGCUUCCUCCAAAAUAUGAGGAUUAUGGUGUGCAAGAGUCUUGUUUUCAACGGGUCUUAGAAAUGGUGGAAACAAUGCGUGCUCUAGAGGAAGUUGAAGAAGCAGAGCAAAUGAAAAUUGUAACUAAAGUAACAGAGGCUUCAGAGAAGAUAAAGGUUGGACUAGCUUGUGGGAUUACAGAAUCACGUCAAAAACCAACAUCCAGGUAUUGUUUCGGUUGUUUCUUAGAGUACCCAAAUGUGACAUCACCAUUUUUAAUGAAUGAAUGUUGGCCGUCAUCAUUAGUUACUCCCCCAAAACCACAAUCACGUGCAACAAGAUCUAAGUCAAGAUCACCUGUCAACUGUAAGCAAAGACAUCAUCAAUCCCCAUCCUUGUCGCCAUCAAUUCGCCGGGCACGACGAAAUUACAGAUCCAAGUCUCCGAUCACAGCACUACCUCGAGUUAUGAAUGUGAUAGGUGUAGCAAGAGAGAGAGAAACGCCGUUCGCCUUGUCACCGUUCUCCAGUUUCUAAGAGAAAAAGAAGUAGAAGCAUGAGCCCACGACGGGGAUAUGAUUCAUGCGAAACAGAACAAUAAAGUCAGGAGGUACAACCUCCCAAACACCACAAUGAUUUUUUUGCACUGAGAGCAAGGGUAUGAGCCACCUUAUUAAACUACCUACAAACAAAUUGAAAAGAAAUAGAAGAAAAAGAAGGCAAGAAACCAUAACAAGCGUCAACCAAAGAACCAACGUAUGAUGGCAUAAAACCACCCUCCUGUUGAAGAGCCUUCACCACCUGGAAGUUAUCUGAGCACACUGCCACCUCUUUGCAUUGCUUUCCAGCCAACCACCUAAGCGCUUCCCGACAUGCCAUAGUCUCGGCUUCUUCCACAGAUUUGAACAUGAUGAACGAGCGGGACCUUUAUUAUUUCAGGCGCUUCAUUCGGAGGUAUCGAUGUAAUGUAGUGGCAUUACGUUUGCCGAGACGCUUGUUGAAUGAAGCCCGGCACCAGCUGCGAAAAGAUGGUCUGGUCGUGAUCAUACCAAGGGGAAGAAGAAAUAAGAGGAAGUAAUGUGCUAGGUGCCUGGGUUCAAAACUAAUGGUGAUCAUGAUGUGGUCACUUAAAUGGACAGAAGAUGUUGACAUGCAAGAUUUAUAUCUACUUGAUUACGCUUGAGAGCCUAUUUUUCCAAGAACAAUUCUUUUUUACUUGAGCUUGGUUUAGGUUGUUUUG
Molecule: messenger RNA, 4677 nt
Organism: Cuscuta campestris
Lineage: Eukaryota; Viridiplantae; Streptophyta; Magnoliopsida; Solanales; Convolvulaceae
Source: the annotation of a GenBank genome assembly